GCCUGUGGCUGGCGCAGGCCACCUCCGUGUUUACAGCCUGGCCUGUGACGUGACAGCACCAUUUCGUGAGGAACUUCCUGUUCACUGGGGCGGUCGGGUCCAUGUUCUCCGGUGGCCAGACAGAAGCUGUUGCUGAGUUUGUGUGAAGAGAGUACAGAGACCAUGACGCCUUUGGGAAACGGAGAACCUUCUCCGAAGCCCUGAACAGGGGAUCUACCUGCCAGAGGUGACUGCCCCAGCGUGCGGUUCCCCGACAGGUGGGGAAGACGAUGAGGAGAUGGAGGGCAGCUGCAAAGGCAUCCUGGCUGUGCUGGUCGUCCUGGCUGGUCUAGCAGCUUCUGCUUCCAGCAACCAAAUCAUAGAAGGACCCAAGAAUGCAACGGUACUGGUGGGCUUGGAGGCCCGCUUCAACUGCACCAUCUCGCAGGGCUGGAAGCUCAUCAUGUGGGCUCUGAAUGGCACUGUGGUCCUGAGCAUCACGCCCAAGGAGCCCAUCAUCACCAACGACCGCUUUACCUCUGCGAGUUAUGAAGAGGACGGUAACUUCAUCUCUGAGAUGAUCAUCCACGACGUGCAGUUCAGCGACGCGGGCCAUAUCAAGUGCAGCCUCCAGAGCAGCGACCAGGACGGGUCUGCUUUCCUUUCAGUGCAAGUUGUGGGGAAGUUGUUCAUUCCCAGCAGUGGCCUUGAGGUCACCGAGGAUAAACCUUGUAACGUGACUUGCCAAGCGGCGGGCUGGACCCCACCCCCAGAUCUCUCUUGGAAGAUUGGUGCUCCCGUGAGUCAUUCAAGCUAUUUCUCCAUCCCGGAGCCCGGUGACCCUCAGAGCGCUGUGAGCGUCCUGUCUCUGACACCACAGGGCAAUGGGACAUUGACUUGUGUGGCUAGCAUGAAGGGGCUGCUCGUCCAGAAGUCUUUAACUGUGAAUCUUACCGUGGUGCCACUCCCCUCAGGCAGUCAACCAGGUACGUCAUUGCCUACCUGGGCCAUCGUCUUGCUUGCAGUAUCUCUCUCAUUGCUUUUGAUCCUGAUAAUUGUUCUGAUUAUAAUAUUCUGCUGCUGUUGUGUCUCCAGGAGAGAAGAAAAAGAAUCUAGUUAUCACAAUGAAGUAAGGAAAUCCGCAAAUGCGAGAACCAACAAAGAAGCUUUUGAGACAAAGUUAAAAAAUGGAUUCAAAAACUAUGGAUACAUUUCAGAUGAGCCAAGGACCGCAGAGACUGGCUCUCCCCCUCCGCGGUCCUACGAAGCCCGGGUCCCUCAGCAACGUGGCAUUAGUCAACCUCGUCAGGGACCUCGUGACAGCCAGCCGGGCCCAGCAAGCCAGCCCCAGGUGCACUUUCACACGGUCAGUCCCAGGAAGGUCAAGAAUGAGACUUUAGUAUAGCAAAGGUGUCCCUCAGGUUCGAAGCUGCUGAUGGCUUACAUCAGGACGAGGUCAGUGUUCCUCUCCGUCACCCUGAAACUGGGCUCCAGCUCUGUCACCGUUACCCGGAAGAAGUGAUGUCGGAACCACUGGAAUGGAUAUUUUGCAGUGAGAGCAGGAAUUGAUUUUCCCAGCUUUCGAAGUAGACUGGAACUUUUAUUGUGUUUCAAUAUUUGAGUGCAUUUCAUAAAUUGCUAAGUAAAAGCUGCAGAUCUAUCGUGAUAAUUUUUCUCAUCACCGAACACUCCUGCUUGCUAAUCUAAUAAACGCUAGAUGACUUUUGAAAUGUUUUAUUAUCUUAAAUCAUAUGAAGAUUAUAUUUAUGUAUGUUUAAUAUAUGGACAAUAUUGCGUACUAACAGUGAAAAAAACAGGAUAAAAAUUAGGAUCCACCAAACACCUAAAAUUGCCUGGAAAAUCAGAACUCGUAGGUUAAAAAUAAGAUUACAUUCUAAAGCUGAUGUACACCUGGUGAAAUAUCUCAUUAUUGGAUAUUUACAUGAAGAUAUUCAUUUCUAUGUGCUCCCUUAUUGGGCUUACUGUCAUGUCCUCAGAUGAGUUAGCUGUGGAUUAUGUUUUGUAGGGGGCGUACCUCACACAUCAAACACUGUGAAAAAACUGGAGACGGGUAAUGUGUUCUUUAAUAAAUAAAAGAGAAAACACCAAAAA
Molecule: messenger RNA, 2091 nt
Organism: Pteropus alecto (black flying fox)
Lineage: Eukaryota; Metazoa; Chordata; Mammalia; Chiroptera; Pteropodidae
Gene: IGSF5
Product: immunoglobulin superfamily member 5
Exons: 9
Coding region: 278-1384 (368 amino acids)
Biological process (GO): cell-cell adhesion
Source: RefSeq, a predicted model, not a curated record